Molecule: messenger RNA, 2037 nt
Organism: Medicago truncatula (barrel medic)
Lineage: Eukaryota; Viridiplantae; Streptophyta; Magnoliopsida; Fabales; Fabaceae
Product: probable histone-arginine methyltransferase 1.4
Exons: 15
Coding region: 77-1690 (537 amino acids)
Biological process (GO): peptidyl-arginine methylation, to asymmetrical-dimethyl arginine; chromatin remodeling
Molecular function (GO): histone H3R2 methyltransferase activity
Source: RefSeq, a predicted model, not a curated record
GUUUUUGUAGAGAACUAUAAAUAGAGAAAGAAAAACCGUAAAACACUGUUUCUGCUACUGAGUUCGGUCGGAGACAAUGGAGGAAUCGGCGGCGAUAAAGCGGAAGCUGCGAGAAUUCGCUUUAGCAUCCGUCAAUGAGCUGUCAUCAUCUCCAUCUUCUGCUUCGCCGGGAGUUCUUCGCCUCACUGACGACACUCUUCAAAUUCACCACGAUUCUCAUCAGAUUGCUUUCGAUGUUCAUCUUCCACUUCUUCAGAUAUUUAGAUUAGGUCCUGUUCAAUCGGUUUGCAUGGUGGAAGGUUCUGAUGCAGGCAAACAGACAUCUUAUUCCAGGGGAGUUGCUAUUCAGUUUAGAAAUGAGGAAGAGAGUGAAGCCUUCCAUUGUGUAUUCCAACAAUGGAAGAAGGAAUUCAAUGGUCAAGGAGGGAACAUACCAAAUGGAGCUAAUGUAAUGACUUCUAAAAGCAAAUUUGAUGAAAAGAUAGAGCCAUCUUCUGCAAAAAUGUAUUUUCAUUAUUAUGGACAACUUCUUCAUCAACAAAACAUGUUGCAGGACUACGUGAGGACAGGAUCAUAUUAUGCUGCUGUUAUGGAGAAUCGCACUGAUUUCUUUGGUCGUGUAGUAGUUGAUGUUGGUGCUGGUAGUGGUAUUUUGUCAUUAUUUGCUGCUCAGGCAGGAGCAAAACACGUUUAUGCAAUAGAGGCAUCUGAAAUGGCAGAAUAUGCACGCAAACUUAUAGCCGGGAACCCGCUACUGGGUCAACGGAUUACCGUUAUCAAAGGCAGAGUCGAGGAUGUUGAAUUGCCAGAGAAAGCCGAUAUUCUGAUAUCUGAGCCCAUGGGCACCCUGUUAGUCAAUGAAAGAAUGCUGGAGUCUUAUGUUAUUGCCAGAGAUAGGUUUCUUACCCCCAACGGCAAAAUGUUUCCAACAUCGGGAAGGAUUCACAUGGCACCUUUCAGUGACGAAUAUUUGUUUGUCGAAAUUGCUAGUAAGGGGCUGUUCUGGCAGCAACAAAACUAUUUUGGUGUUGAUUUGACGCCCUUACACAAGACUGCCUUUCAAGGAUACUUUUCUCAGCCUGUUGUGGAUGCUUUUGAUCCAAGGUUGUUAAUAUCUCCUCCUAUGUGCCAUCCGAUGGACUUUACCAAAAUAAAGGAAGAAGAGCUUUAUGAAAUUGACAUUCCUCUCAGAUUUAUAGCCAGUGUGGGCGCCAGAGUACAUGGUUUGGCAUGUUGGUUUGAUGUACUGUUCAAUGGAAGUACUGUGCAAAGGUGGCUUACAACUGCUCCUGGUUCACCAGUAACUCAUUGGUAUCAGCUACGCUGUGUUCUAUCCCAGCCCAUUUAUGUUAUGGCAGGGCAAGAAAUUACUGGCAGGCUGCACUUGGUUGCCCACAGUGCUCAAAGUUACACAAUCUAUUUAACAUUGUCAGCUAAAAUGUGGGGGCCUGGUGCUGAACAAGGAGGGAUUCUUCAAACAUCAUCCUGUAAACUUGAUCUGAAAGAACCAUACUAUAGAAUGUCUCAACAACAAUCUUAUCCAACAACCCAAGAUCAGCCACAAGCUCAACCAUUUUUGCCGACACAGGAUGUAAAGAUCAAAUCUCAGGAUUUUGACGACACUGAGAUAAUGCAAGAGCCUUCACCUAAUUCAUGUGUGCAGAUUGAUUCGUUUAUGCAGAACACAUAAGUUGAUGAAUGCUACUAACCUGUGCAUCUGUAUGUCACAUGAAUAAGCUAGUGGGGGGAAUGUGUCCGUCUUGUAUGGAAAUACCCCUUGCCUGUAAAUUAAUCAAAGCUGCAUCCGCUGUGUAUUGUGAGUGUUUGUGCUGCUGGUUUUGCAUUUGAUUGCAUAAUAUUUAACCAGUAAUAUAUUGAAUCCUUUAUGCCUGGGAGAUUGAGAACUGUUGUAAAAUUAUUAGAGCUGUUGUAUUUUUUUUAUUUUACUUCAUAUCUUGGUCAAAAUAGCUCCUCUAAGGUUAAGGUUCAGAAAUAUAUUUUCAGCCUAUCUAUGGCUCAUUAGCUUGUCCGAUCAAA